Molecule: messenger RNA, 1509 nt
Organism: Hippocampus comes (tiger tail seahorse)
Lineage: Eukaryota; Metazoa; Chordata; Actinopteri; Syngnathiformes; Syngnathidae
Gene: hapln1b
Product: hyaluronan and proteoglycan link protein 1b
Exons: 6
Coding region: 189-1256 (355 amino acids)
Biological process (GO): skeletal system development; positive regulation of neuroblast proliferation; cell adhesion
Cellular component (GO): perineuronal net; synapse
Molecular function (GO): hyaluronic acid binding
Source: RefSeq, a predicted model, not a curated record
UCCAUUUGCACACCUUCACUGUGUUUGCAGCUACCCCCACCCUCUCACUCUCCUCCUCCAGCUCUUUCUCCUCCCCCCCUCCCAUCUGCGCCUCACUGGCUUGGCAUUCAGUCGCGUCUUGGCCACCAGAGAGGAAGCUGCAGGUUCUUCACGCACUCCCCAGUGAACGAAAUCUGCGAGUGGCAAAGAUGAUUGGUGCGAUUCCCGGGCUGAUGUUUGCCUUGAUGUCGCUCGACGCGGCCGACAGCUUCAAAUCAUUUCAUUCUGAGCUGGAAGUUUCCCGAAACUUGCAAGAGACAGAAAACGGGCACGGGUUGUCAGUGACGUCACAUCCUUCCCGAGUGUUGUCGCGGAGCGGCGGCAACGCCACCUUACCCUGCACCAUCCACCGGGACCAGUCGCUGGCGCCCAAUCGAAAGAUGAGGAUCAAGUGGACCAAGCUGACCUUCGACUUGCUGACAGAGGUGGAUGUUUUGGCUGCCAUGGAUUACCACAAGAGAAGCUAUGGAAGUUACCACGGCCGAGUGCACCUGUGUGGCUCCUCCCCCUCGGACGCCUCGCUGGUUAUCGAAGACAUCACCCUGGACGAUUACGGGAGAUAUAAAUGUGAGGUCAUCGACGGCCUGGAGGACGCCACGGUGGUCGUGUCGCUCGACCUGGAAGGGGUGGUGUUCCCGUACUCGCCCCGCUUGGGGCGCUACAACUUCAACUUCCAGGACGCCGAGCGGGCCUGCCGGGAGCAGGACGGUGUGGUGGCGUCCCCGCAGCAGCUGCGCGAGGCCUGGCGAGGGGGAAUGGACUGGUGCAACGCCGGCUGGCUGAGCGACGGCUCCGUGCAGUACCCCAUUACCUCCCCCAGGGAGCCCUGCGGUGGCCAGAACACGCCGGCGGGCGUGCGCACCUACGGCCUGAGGAACAAAAACAUGAACCACUACGACGUCUUCUGCUUCACGUCGCACUACAAUGGUCAUUUCUACUUCCUGCCGCACGUGACCAAGUUGACGUACGACGAGGCAGCGGCGGCGUGCAGGCGGGACGGGGCCCGAAUGGCCACGGUGGGCCACAUGUACGCCGCCUGGAAGCUGUCCGGCUAUGACCGCUGCGACGCCGGCUGGCUGGCCGACGGCAGCGUCCGUUACCCCGUCGCCAGGCCCCGCCCACGCUGCAGCCCCACCCGACCGGCCGUCGGCUUUCUAGGAUUCCCAGACAAGAAGCACAAAUUGUACGGCGUGUACUGUUUCGGGCCCGGACGCUGAGCGCCCAUACAACGCAAAAACACACACAUAACACUAGCCGAUUUUCGAUGACUAUUUGGACGCAUUUCGACGACCAAAACGCAACACAAUUUUCAACAAUACAAUUUUCUGUAUUACGGCAAAUCUAAAACGAACGGGCCACAUUUAGCUCCAAAAUCAAAUGUCCAAAAGACGUCUGGUGCUGGGUGGGUUCCACACACACACACAAAAAGAAAAAACGUACAAAAAAACUCGUAUACAAACCCACAUGCUC